Pneumocystis jirovecii RU7 is the source of this 423-nucleotide messenger RNA. RefSeq lists its product as uncharacterized. The record is from RefSeq and is a predicted model, not a curated record. NCBI's taxonomy places the organism in Eukaryota, Fungi, Ascomycota, Pneumocystomycetes, Pneumocystales, Pneumocystaceae. The transcript has a single exon. The coding region runs from base 1 to 423 and encodes 140 amino acids.
AUGAUGGAAUGGAGAAUAAAAAAAGAUAUAUAUGAACAUGUACUAAAAGGAAAUAGUUUUCCUAUUUUAGUAGCAAUAAUUGUGCUUAUUUUUAUUCAUCAACAACACCGAAGAAGAAUUCUUCGAGAAGGUCUUGAGAAUCAUAAUGAUCGUGUGGUGAGCAAUCCAAAACGGUCUCGGGGAUUUUCUUCAUUUCUAUCGGUCUUUGUAUGCUUUAAGAAACACAAAGUGCAGACAAAUCUCAAGGAACGCCAUUCACAAGAGAAUUCAUUUAAUGAUACGAUUCCUGAGAACUAUUUACUUCCUGUUCUUUUUCCCUCUCAAGAAGAUAUGAGUCUUUUUACACGUACAUUUUAUAGUGAUUCAAAUGGUACUCGUUAUCAUACGGGUAUCUCAGCGUCGACUCAGACUUCGUAUUCAUGA